Penicillium egyptiacum is the source of this 1644-nucleotide messenger RNA. The record is from the annotation of a GenBank genome assembly. Lineage: Eukaryota; Fungi; Ascomycota; Eurotiomycetes; Eurotiales; Aspergillaceae.
AUGAAGCCCACCAAAAAUCCUCAGCCGGUAUCGGCUUCCCAUAACGAGAACGUUCCCUCACUUGACAAUACCCCAGUGCACGAGGCACACACGAUAAAGGGCCUGAUUGUCGGUGGAAAAUAUCGAGACGAACUUUCACAAGAGCAAAGCCAGCACUACGACAGCAGCUUAUUGCAAGAGGUCGACGUCGACCUUCCCCUCACAGCCACAAAGCCUGUACAACAUGACGGCCAAGAAUUCAUCGUACUUGACUUCGUGGAAGGAGACAAGCAGAACCCCUUCAACUGGAGUUCAGGCCGAAAGGCGUUCAUCAGCGCCCAGCUUUGCUGCAUGACACUUUUCAUCGGUCUCGCCACGACAGCAUACAGUUCCGGAAUUUCACGCAUGGCAGCAGAGCUAGAAACAACAGAGCUGAUUGGAAAGCUUGGUCUAUUCACCUUCAACUUUACCUGUGCACUUGCGCCCCUUUUCCUCGCUCCGUUCUGUGAGCUGGCCGGUCGACGAGUGAUCUAUAUCGGUGCCUACGUCUGCUUCUGUCUUAUGUUCAUCGGCCUCGCGCUAGGCAAGAACAUCGCCACGAUCCUAAUCUGUCGUGCUCUGCUGGGUCUGUUUGGUUGUGUUGGCACAAUUCUUGUCGGUGGCACUUUUGGCGACAUGUAUACACCGGAACACCGUGCUAUCCCGAUGGCGUCUUUCUCCUACAUCGCAAUCCUCGGUACAGUCGGUGCGCCCAUCUACGCUGGCUUUAUCGACCAGGCUCUCGGCUGGCGCUGGCUCGAAGGUAUCCAGGGUUUGGCGAACAUUCCCCUUGGUAUCAUCAUUGCCAUCUGCCUACCCGAGACUCGUGGCAGCGUGUGUCUCACCAAGCGUGCGAAGGCAAUCCGCCAGGCCACCGGUGAUAACCGUUUCGUGACCCACAACGACAUUGAAGCCCCCGGGAUCAAGCACAUGUUGCACAACUCCUCCGUCAAGGCUGUGAAGAUGCUCUUCAGCGAGCCCGUCGUCUUCGCCUUUGGUCUCUGGAUCAGCUUUGCCUGGUUCCUGACUUUCCUCUUCCUUUCCGUUAUCCCAAUCACCUUCCAAGAGAAGCGUGGCUGGAACGAAGGGGUCUCGGGUCUUCCCUAUAUCUCUCUUUGUCUCGGAACCACCAUUGGCUUCGGUCUCAACUUCUUCCAAAUCAGAAAAUACCAAUCCCUCACCUCCGACCCGAACGCUGAGGUUGCACCCGAAGCUCGUUUGUACGGUGCCUUAUGCGGAGCCGUGUGGUUACCGAUCGGACUAUUCCUCUACAGCUUCACCCAGUACGAGGGCCUCCCUUGGAUCGGUCCCGUCAUCGGACUGGCCCUCAUCACCAUCGGUAUCUUCUUCAUCUUCGAGUCCUGCUACAGUUACACUGCCGAUUGUUACGGAGAGCACUCUUCCUCCGCCAUUGCUGGUCAAGGUUUCAUGCGUAACACACUUGGUGCUGUGUCGCCUCUAUUUGCUUCCCAGUUCUUCCACAACAUGGGCAGUCAGUACGCUGGAUUGCUACUGGCAUUAGUGGCGACCGUCUUGACGUUUAUUCCGUUCGUCCUGUUCAAAUUUGGUCCGGCGCUGCGCGCACGCUCGAGACUUGCCUCUGCCACUGUGAACGGGACCGACUAA